CCCGCCCAGCUUGCACUUUUCUUUUUCUUUUUUUGACUUUUGUUUGUUUUCUAUUCGUUGCUAAUCCUUGAUCUCUUUCUACUCUCUAUCUCUCUUCUCCCCAGCCCUUCAUUCUCUUGUUUUGUCCAGUUCUAAGGACGAGAGAUAUAUCGAGAAAAAUGUUAUACCACAAUCACCACUUUCAGUAUCGUCCUUGUUUGCAUUGCCAUCCUCACAGCUAUAUUAGAAUGGUUCAACAUCUUAUUGAGAGAUGUUUGCUGCUUCACAUGAGUCGCGACCAAUGCGUCCGAGCCCUAGCUGUGCAUGCAAGCAUUCGCCCCCUCGUUACUCUCACUGUUUGGAGAGAGCUACAGAAGGAGAAUAAGGACUUCUUCCAUGCAUAUUAUUUCCAUGCUUUUUCUCCAAGGCCCUUGUCAAAGAGUAGAUCAUAUAUUCGAAGGGCACCAAGAAUAUUGGCAAAAAGCAGACAAUACUGGAAGUGAUCUUAUAAGACAUAUUGAAAGCCCACGUGGUGAGAGUAAAGACUAUAGCUUCUUGUAGAAGAAAAAUUAGAUGUAGUACUAUAUUUUCAUGGAGAUGCAAAUCCUAGAUAUUUGCUCUCUAGACAUAUCUAUGACCUAUAGAAAAGGAUAUGUUGCAAAUCCUAGUAAAAUUAGAAACUGUAUAAUGAUCUUAUCUCUCUAGACAUAUGACCCAUAGAAAAGGAUGUUGUCUCGUAGUCUUUUGUAUAUAUAGUUUUGUGAGAAAUUUCAAUAAUAUUAUCACGUUAUUAGAA
Messenger RNA from Morus notabilis, 775 nucleotides. RefSeq lists its product as uncharacterized. The transcript is spliced from 4 exons. Bases 159 to 482 code for a protein of 107 amino acids. The record is from RefSeq and is a predicted model, not a curated record. NCBI's taxonomy places the organism in Eukaryota, Viridiplantae, Streptophyta, Magnoliopsida, Rosales, Moraceae.